This is a messenger RNA of Phalaenopsis equestris, 742 nucleotides long. Its product is annotated as patellin-1-like. The coding region runs from base 205 to 609 and encodes 134 amino acids. The transcript has 2 exons. The record is from RefSeq and is a predicted model, not a curated record. NCBI's taxonomy places the organism in Eukaryota, Viridiplantae, Streptophyta, Magnoliopsida, Asparagales, Orchidaceae.
AAAGCCAUUUUUUUCGUCCGGCCACCUAUUACGGAGCGAGGAAAAAAAGGGAUCUUCGCUGUUCAAAUCUGUUAUAAAAUUCAUGGAGGUUUCUCCUCACCGGUCAUCCCCAAUUCCUCUAUCGCCGGAUUCUUCUUCUUUUCCGGCGGCUUCCCCCUCCGUCUCUCUCCUCGCCUCUCAGUUUCUGUUCUCGGAAUAUAAAGAAUGGGGGGCUGCGCCACCAAGCCCGUUGUGUUGAAGGAGGAGGCUCCUAAGACCGCCGAGGAUCCCACAGCCGCCCCAGCCACCGACGCCGGUGAUGCCGGCGGCGGAUCUGUCGAUGAUGCGGCCAAGGAUGUGACCGGCGGGGAGGAGAGUAAGGAGGAGGCCGUUGAGGGCCGUAAAUCGCUUGGCAAUUUCUUUGCGGAGAAGGCCGAAGAGAAGACUGCAGCUACCGUGGAAGAGAAGACCAAGGAAGAGAAGGAAGAAGCCAAGCCGGAGCAGCAGGCCGAAGAGAAGACUGCGGCUAUUGAGGAGGAGAAGACCAAGGAAGAGAAGGAAGAAGCCAAGCCGGAGCAGCAGGCUGAGGAGAAGACUGCUGCUGCUGCUGCUGCUGAGCAGCAGAAAUAAAUAAUAAAAGAGCUCAAAAAGGCUCUGUAAUAUUUUGAUUUAAUUGGAUUUCUUUGAACAUCCUUAUUAUAUUUAUGUGGCUUCAUUGAUUCAUUAUUUGGACUUCUGUUAUGUUUCUGUUGAUUAAAGUUGC